AUGACUUUUACGGUUCGAGAACCAGUUCCCACGUCCCGUCUGGACGGCAAGGUGGCCAUCGUGACGGGCUCUGGACGAGGCAUCGGUCGCGGCAUCGCCAUCGAGCUGGGGAAACGAGGCGCCAAUGUCGUCGUCAACUACUCCCGAAGCUCCAAGCACGCCAACGACGUGGUGGGCGAGAUCGCGACCAACGGCUCGCAGGCAAUCGCCGUCCAAGCCGACAUCUCGAGACCAGAAGAGAUCGCGCAGCUGUUUGAAAAGGCCCAGGCGCACUUUGGGCACAUCGACAUUGUCGUGUCCAACUCCGGACGCGAGCACUUUGGCAGCAUCGACCAAAUCACGCCCGAGGCCUUUGACCAGGUCUUCGCCCUCAACACGCGCGGGCAGUUCUUCGUCGCGCAGAACGCGUACAAGUUCCUGCGCGAAGGUGGCCGGCUGAUGAUGAUGUCGUCCAUCUCGGCCCACGUCGGCAUGAAGGAGCACGCCCUCUACUCCGGCAGCAAGGUGGCCGUCGAGGCCUUCGGCCGCUGCCUGACCAAGGAGUUUGGACACAAGAAGGUCACGGUCAACGUCAUCGCGCCCGGGGGCGUCGACACCGACAUGGCCGCCGAAGCGGGCUGGAAGUACAUCCCCGGGGCGAAUCCGUCGUGGACGCCCGAGGACAUUUCAAAGUGGGUGGCGGCGCGGAACCCGCUGGAGAGGACGGGCAAGCCGCAGGAUAUCGCGCGAGUGGUUGCCUUUCUGGCCAGCGAGGAUGGAGGCUGGAUCAAUGUCAACAACGCGAAAUUCACCGACCUCCCCGCGGAAAAGUACAUCGCCAUGAUGAGCGACCCGCUGUUCCUGGGCGACGAGCUCGUCGCGUCGCAGCACCUGAUCGGCGCGACCAAGUGGGAAAAGGUGUCGGACGCGGAGAUCGUGUCGCACCACCAGUCGCGCGCGGCGCACCAGCGGUUCGAGGACGUGCGGCGCAGGGACGUCGCCGUCAAGGGCCACGGCCACGGCACCGUCACCACCUUCUACAGAAAGAUCGACGGGCGGUGGAAGUGGGCGGGAAUCAAGACAAAGGUCAUUUGGAACGAGUUUGAUUUCGAACACGUCUUUCGCGGCGCGGCGGGCAAGGAGUAG
Molecule: messenger RNA, 1125 nt
Organism: Fonsecaea nubica
Lineage: Eukaryota; Fungi; Ascomycota; Eurotiomycetes; Chaetothyriales; Herpotrichiellaceae
Exons: 2
Coding region: 1-1125 (374 amino acids)
Biological process (GO): melanin metabolic process
Molecular function (GO): scytalone dehydratase activity
Source: RefSeq, a predicted model, not a curated record